AAAAACGGUCACGACGCAGAGCGGCCUCACGCGCCCCUCCCACCAUCCGCUGCGGUUAUAACGGGAGCGCGCCGGCCGGAGGGCGAGCACUCGUGCAGCCGGUGAAUAAAGCGCGUGAGAGAAAGAGAGAUGUACUGGGACACUAUCAUCAAACCUGGAGACAGAAGCUCAGACGGCAGGGACUCAAAAAUAAAGAUGGAGAUUUGCCAGACUGGAUAUUACACGGAAGACUUCAGGACGCAGGAAGUGCCGGCCGGCUUUGACUUUGCAUCUUAUGACUACCCUGGUGAAGACCUGUCUUUUCUGUUAGACAGUAAAGCGCCCGCGCAACAGCAGCAGCAGCAGCAGCAGCAGUAUGUGGCAGAGAGCAGCUACCCGGAGCCACCCAAAGCUUCUCACCCGUACGACAUUAAAGCGAGCAGCGACGACACCUGCCUCUUCAACCUGGACUCCUACCAGGAGUUCAACUGGUGGGCCUCCUGCUCGCACGACGGGCUGACGGUGGACCAGUCGCCAACUGGGUACCAGGAGCCCCCGCAGACGUACCAGAGCCUGGUGCCCCUCAACGGGCAGUUCAGCCCGGCGGUGGAGGGCAGCCACAGCCCCUUCGUGAGCGCGGAAGGCCCCAGUACGUUACAGGGUGAGACCGAGCCCAGCUACUCGCGUCACUCGGCUGAGCUGUACGACUCGGACGGGCAGAGGCAGCCCUCGUCCCUCUGGCCCGAGUACUCCUGUCCGGGCUUCACCGCCCCCACUCCCCACCCGCCUCCGGCCCCCGGCCCCCAGGCCUCGGAGCAGUACUGCCCCCGUGUGGUCAAACGCAAGGGCGCACACCCCCAGCGGCCAGACAGGGAGGGCCACAUGCCGGGAAUGUCCACCUAUCCAGGUUCCGGUCCAAUCCAGCUGUGGCAGUUUUUACUGGAGCUUCUUCUGGACUCAGCCUGUCGCACCUUCAUCUCCUGGACCGGAGACGGGUGGGAGUUUAAGAUGUCCGACCCCUCGGAGGUGGCCAAGCGCUGGGGCCAGUGCAAGAACAAACCCAAGAUGAACUACGAGAAGCUGAGCCGCGGCCUACGUUACUACUACCACAAGAACAUCAUCCACAAGACGGCGGGCAAGCGCUACGUCUACCGCUUCGUCUGCGACAUACAGGGCAUGCUGGGAAAGACGGCACAGGAGGUGUUGACCAGCCUGAACGUUCUGCCCACCAACACGGAGGCGUGGCAGCCCUGCACCGGGGGGGCGGCGGUGGUAUCGGAGCAAACCAGCGAAACAUGGGCGUCCCAGUAGGAAAAAGGCUUAGCAGGACUUAUGGGGCUGCCCUUGAGUACCAGGAGUGCCAGGGACACCAGGUAAUCCAGGCGUACCAGGGACACCUGGGGGUACCCAGGCCCACGGGCCUACAAAGGGAACCGCUGCCUCUUCCAGCGUUGGCAGAGCUGCGGUGUUGGCACGUGUGAUGAUCCAGCCGCUUCAUGCACGCUGCAUUUCAGGGAAUCAAAUAAUCAGAAAAAAAUCACGUUAAGUAUUUUCUUAAAUCAUGGAUCACACAGAAACACACGGCACCUCAGACCUAAGUAACUGUGGCACAGGGGCAUUUAAAGCAUGAUACAGAGAUUCUUCUUUUGCAACGUCAGAGGCCAUAUUUUGUCUCUAAGAUGGAACCGAUUUGUAGAUAGUGUUUAUAUGAACGCGUUGUAGAUUUUUGUGCAUUUAUAUUAAUAAUUUUGUGAUACAGAACUCAACUCAUGUCUACCUCUGUUGCUAGUCAGAAUAACAAAAACCUGAGCUUUUUCCAGGCAAGCACUGUGAACGUUUUAGCCUGUGUGAUGAUUUGUAAAUAAACUGUAUAUAAACAUAGGAUUGUGUGAUGAGUAUCAUUCAUAAGAAAUGCAUUGAUAAUGAGAAAAAAUUAGCAGCCUCUUCCGGAUCUAUGGCUGCCUUCAUGUGCUGUGAGUUGGAGGUAUGGAGUUUAGACCAUAUGUGGUACUCAUAUAAUAUACGUAUAUAUAUUUGUAUAAUUUAGAGUAAGACUUAUGCAUGAUAAGAGUGUGAA
Molecule: messenger RNA, 2056 nt
Organism: Pungitius pungitius (ninespine stickleback)
Lineage: Eukaryota; Metazoa; Chordata; Actinopteri; Perciformes; Gasterosteidae
Gene: etsrp
Product: ETS1-related protein
Exons: 8
Coding region: 130-1290 (386 amino acids)
Biological process (GO): cell differentiation; regulation of transcription by RNA polymerase II
Cellular component (GO): nucleus
Molecular function (GO): sequence-specific DNA binding; DNA-binding transcription factor activity, RNA polymerase II-specific
Source: RefSeq, a predicted model, not a curated record